AAUUCCAUUCGGAUAACGUCACGGGGGAGGACUCUGCUUUAAGUGUCAAAAUUUUGUGUGUUGCUCUUACGCCCUAUCGAAAAUGCGUCAAUCCAUUCCGAUCCAUUCCAGACGCUAUUGGGUGGCCUUGAGGCCUGGCCUCCACCACCUGCACCACUUCCCACAGCCAGUGCCACAGACGCGUCCGAAUUUCUGGAAUUGCCGACAGGCGGAGACUCAAGAGCAAGGCCAGCGGAACAACCAACCACAGUCGCAGUCCAUUGGGUCAGUCGAAAACAGACAGACCUCUUUUGCAGCGCCUGGGUCUGUGUCCGCGGCAGCUGACGAUGAUCCAGGGAGACGAGUGGAGUUGUUUAUGCGACGAUGCUAUAUGUCGGCUGGGAUGAUGGUGGCCGUCGCAUCCUGGCAGUGGAUGAUCAUGUCGCUAACGCUUACGCCGAAUGUCCACUAUGUAUUGGCCGGAUUUCUCUGCCUGCUGGUGGCCUUACUUACGCUCUUCGUGCUAAGCAUCUUUGUGCGGCUGCGGAAGAACUUCUGGUUCAGUUGGACUCUGGCAUCGAUAUUCGUGGAGCUGACCACGAUGGGUGUGAGCCUGCUUCUGGUAAAGCUUACCCUGACGACCGCUAACCUGACACUUAUUGUCUCCUUGACGCUGCUCGUGUUUUGCUACUCGCUGGGCGCCUGGGUGCCAAUGUCCCAACUGCCCGGAGAGAUCACGAUGUGCAUAUGCCUGAUCGCUUUCUCGGUGUCGAGCAUCAUUGUGACUUGGCUGUACAUAGCCUUUGAUAGUCCUGUAUAUCAUUCUAUAUACUUUUCGUUGUUGUGUGCGAUACUAGUACCCGCGUCCGUGUACAAUGCAGAGAUCGUUCAUGGCAGACGCUACUAUAUGCCGCCACAUGAGUUUGUGUAUUGUGCCAUUUCGGUUUAUGUCCAUGCCAUAAUGUUCUUUGUGUCUAUUUAUUUUCUUAUGUAUCCACAUGAAAUGCGUCGUAGAGCAUGACCAUAUCUACUAGAUUGCCGAAUCUGGAUCAGAUCGGAUCAUUAUUGUAUCCGGAAAGAACAAAUAAAUCUUCAGUGGCUACGGAAACCCCUUUCAGCGCCCCCUGGCCGAGGGAAGUGUGAUAUAACGGCUGAUGUUGGUGUAAAAAGAGAAAUGGAAAGACAUAUAUUGCGAAAAAAAACAGUAGCAGACAAUAGGUAGGUCAUUAGAAGGAAAGGGGAUAAAGAAAGUACAAGAAUUAACAUUAGAGCAUAAAUAGUGGUCGAAAUUUUAAGACAAGUGCGGGAAAGAGAGAUAUGCGGACCACAUCUACCCGCAUUAAACAAAAAAUCAAUUCCGAUAAAAGACAUUUAUCGGCAUUCAUCCACUGCGAUUCACCCGC
Drosophila miranda is the source of this 1382-nucleotide messenger RNA. RefSeq lists its product as uncharacterized. NCBI's taxonomy places the organism in Eukaryota, Metazoa, Arthropoda, Insecta, Diptera, Drosophilidae. The coding region runs from base 83 to 1000 and encodes 305 amino acids. The record is from RefSeq and is a predicted model, not a curated record. The transcript has 2 exons.